CGCAUGCGCAGGGGCAGACGCGCCCUUCCUCCCCACCGCAACCCUCCGCCAGGGGUGACUGAGGACUCCCGCGCGCGGGCUCCGUCGGCCCCACCCUCCCUUUCCCCGGGGCCAUUCGGAGAGCGGGGGCGAGAAUGAAAGUUCCAGAACGCUGCGCAACCAUGUCUAAGGGACCUGCAGUUGGCAUUGAUCUUGGCACCACCUAUUCUUGUGUGGGUGUUUUCCAGCACGGAAAGGUGGAAAUAAUUGCCAAUGAUCAGGGGAACCGAACCACCCCAAGCUAUGUCGCCUUUACUGAUACCGAACGAUUGAUCGGUGAUGCUGCAAAGAACCAGGUCGCAAUGAAUCCCACCAACACGGUUUUUGAUGCCAAGCGACUUAUUGGACGAAGAUUUGAUGAUGCUGUUGUCCAGUCUGAUAUGAAACAUUGGCCCUUCAUGGUUGUGAAUGAUGCUGGCAGGCCUAAGGUUCAAGUAGAAUACAAGGGAGAGACAAAGAGUUUUUAUCCAGAGGAGGUGUCAUCCAUGGUCCUGACAAAGAUGAAGGAAAUCGCAGAAGCCUACCUUGGGAAGACUGUUACCAACGCUGUUGUCACAGUACCUGCCUACUUUAAUGACUCUCAGCGUCAGGCUACCAAAGAUGCUGGAACUAUUGCUGGACUCAACGUACUGCGAAUCAUCAAUGAGCCAACUGCUGCUGCUAUUGCCUAUGGCUUAGACAAAAAGGUUGGAGCAGAAAGAAAUGUGCUGAUCUUUGAUCUAGGUGGUGGCACUUUUGAUGUGUCAAUCCUCACUAUUGAGGAUGGAAUCUUUGAGGUCAAAUCUACAGCUGGAGAUACUCACUUGGGUGGAGAAGACUUUGACAACCGCAUGGUCAACCAUUUUAUUGCAGAGUUCAAGCGCAAACACAAGAAGGAUAUCAGUGAGAACAAGAGGGCUGUGCGUCGUCUCCGUACUGCUUGUGAGCGUGCUAAGCGCACUCUCUCUUCCAGCACCCAGGCCAGUAUUGAGAUUGAUUCCCUCUAUGAAGGAAUCGACUUCUAUACCUCUAUUACCCGUGCCCGAUUUGAGGAAUUGAAUGCGGAUCUGUUCCGUGGCACCCUGGACCCUGUGGAGAAGGCCCUUCGGGAUGCCAAGCUGGACAAGUCUCAGAUCCAUGAUAUCGUCUUGGUGGGUGGCUCAACCCGCAUCCCCAAGAUUCAGAAACUUCUCCAGGACUUCUUCAACGGGAAAGAACUGAAUAAGAGCAUCAACCCUGAUGAGGCUGUUGCCUAUGGUGCAGCUGUUCAGGCAGCCAUUUUGUCUGGAGACAAAUCUGAAAAUGUUCAAGACUUGCUGCUGUUGGAUGUCACUCCUCUUUCCCUUGGAAUUGAAACUGCUGGUGGAGUCAUGACUGUCCUCAUCAAGCGCAAUACCACCAUUCCUACCAAGCAGACGCAGACUUUCACCACCUACUCUGACAACCAGCCUGGUGUGCUCAUUCAGGUUUAUGAAGGUGAGCGUGCCAUGACCAAGGAUAACAACCUGCUUGGCAAGUUUGAACUCACAGGCAUACCUCCUGCCCCACGUGGUGUUCCUCAGAUUGAAGUCACUUUUGAUAUUGAUGCCAAUGGCAUUCUCAAUGUCUCUGCUGUGGAUAAGAGCACAGGAAAAGAGAACAAGAUUACCAUCACUAAUGACAAGGGCCGCUUGAGCAAGGAAGAUAUUGAACGCAUGGUUCAAGAAGCAGAGAAGUACAAAGCUGAAGAUGAGAAGCAGCGGGAUAAGGUGUCUUCAAAGAAUUCGCUUGAAUCCUAUGCCUUCAACAUGAAAGCUACUGUUGAGGAUGAGAAACUUCAGGGCAAGAUUAAUGAUGAAGACAAACAGAAGAUUCUUGACAAGUGUAAUGAAAUAAUCAACUGGCUGGAUAAGAACCAGACUGCAGAGAAGGAAGAAUUUGAACAUCAGCAGAAGGAGCUGGAAAAAGUCUGCAACCCCAUCAUUACCAAGCUGUACCAGAGCGCAGGAGGCAUGCCUGGAGGAAUGCCAGGAGGAAUGCCUGGGGGCUUCCCUGGUGGUGGAGCUCCUCCAUCAGGUGGUGCCUCCUCUGGGCCCACUAUUGAAGAGGUUGAUUAGGCCAGCCUAGCAUAGAUCUAGCAUUGUUCCACACAAAACAUGGAAGGACCCAAAUUUGUAGCAAUUCCCGUGGCAGUUAUGAAGUUGAGCUGCUAUAGUAAAUAACUGGGCAUUCUUGAUACUUGAACAUGGAAUGUGUGUGCACAUGGAAAAACAUUGCACUUUACAAGCACUGUAUUGUAAGUGGAAAAAUGCAAUGUCUUAAAUAAAACUGUAUUUAAAAUUGGCACCA
This is a messenger RNA of Odocoileus virginianus texanus, 2346 nucleotides long. RefSeq names its product heat shock protein family A (Hsp70) member 8 (gene HSPA8). The record is from RefSeq and is a predicted model, not a curated record. Gene Ontology annotation, molecular function: ATP-dependent protein folding chaperone; ATP binding; clathrin-uncoating ATPase activity. Gene Ontology annotation, cellular component: terminal bouton; lysosome; dendrite. NCBI's taxonomy places the organism in Eukaryota, Metazoa, Chordata, Mammalia, Artiodactyla, Cervidae. Gene Ontology annotation, biological process: late endosomal microautophagy; clathrin coat disassembly; protein targeting to lysosome involved in chaperone-mediated autophagy.